UUUCCUGAACGUUGCAGCUGCUUCUGCUUUCACCAUCUGUUUGUUGUUCUAUUAGCUAUAAACAACAUGGGUUCAAAGAAAAAAGACAAAAAAUCCAAGAAACAUCCGGUUAAAGAUGAACAAAUUGAAGAUAGUUCAGAGGAAGCACCUGUAAAGCCUGUGGAAAGUGUUAAUGGGCAUAAAAAUCAGUUACAAAGGCUGUCAGAAAAGGAUCCGGAGUUUUACGAAUUCUUGAAGGAACACGACAAAGCGCUUUUGGAGUUUGAUGACGAGGAUGAUGAAGAUGCCGAAACUGACAUGGAUGAUGGCGAAGAGCCACAAGAAGGUGAAGAUGAAGAAAACGAACCAAUGGAUCACACUGACGGUGUAUCAAAAAAAGAAAACAUAAAAACAAUAACAAGCGAAAUGGUGGACUCGUGGUGUAAAGCAAUUCGCGAAGAACGUAGAAUCGGUGCAAUUCGUAACAUAAUGAGAGCGUUUAGGAUCGCUUGUCAUUGCGGUGACGAUGACAACGAGUCAAAGUUGACGUCCAUGUCAUUUCCCGUCUUCAAUAAAAUCUUGUUGUUUGUAUUAAGUGAAAUGGAUGGAAUUCUUCGAACGCUCUUGAAGCUUCCACUUUCCGGAGGAAAAAAGGAAAUGAUUCUCGAAUUGAUGAACACACGCGCAUGGAAAAAUUACAAUCAUUUAGUGAAGGCGUAUCUUGGUAAUGCGCUUCAUGUUUUGAAUCAAAUGACCGACACAGAUAUGAUUGCUUUUACGUUAAGACGUUUAAAGUUUUCGUCUUUAUUUCUUGCCGCUUUUCCAAGUCUACUAAGAAAGUAUAUAAAGGUGGUUCUUCAUUUUUGGGGUACGGGUGGAGGUGCGUUACCGAUAGUUUCUUUACUGUUUCUAAGAGACCUAUGCGUUCGGCUUGGGUCCGAUUGUGUAGACGAGUGUUUUAAAGGAAUAUACAAAGCUUAUGUCUUGAACUGCCAUUUUGUAAAUGCAACUAAACUUCAACACGUACAAUUUCUUGGGAAUUGUGUCAAUGAGCUUUUUCGGGUGGAUCUUCCAUCUGCGUAUCAACAUGCAUUCGUUUUCAUACGCCAAUUAGCUAUGAUCUUACGUGAGGCAUAUGCCACCAAAAGAAAGGAAAUAUUCAGAAAAGUGUAUGAAUGGAAGUUUAUGAACUGCCUUCAGCUUUGGACCGGGGCCAUAUGCACAUACGGUUUAGAAGCUGAUUUUAAACCGCUUGCGUAUCCAUUAACUCAAAUAAUUUCGGGCGUUGUUCGAUUGGUCCCAACUGCACGAUAUCUUCCCCUCAGAUUACGCUGCAUUAGGAUGCUAAAUCAGAUUGCUGCUGCUACAAAUACUUUUAUUCCCGUUGCCGUGCUUCUUACAGACAUGCUUGAUAUGAAAGAGUUGCAUAAACCGCCUACUGGCGGUGUUGGGCAAGCCGUUGACUUGCGCUCUAUUUUAAGGGUUAGCAAGGCAACUAUAAAGACACGAUCUUUUCAAGAAGCAUGUGUUAACUCCGUUAUGGAAGAACUAGCGGAACAUUUAUCACAAUGGAGUUAUUCACCUGCAUUCUUCGAGCUUUCUUUCGUUCCUGCUGUUCGUUUGCGUAAUUUCUGCAAAUCUACAAAAGUUGAGAGAUUUCGUCGGGAAAUGAGGCAAUUGAUUCGUGAGAUUGAGGCUAACUCGGAGUUUACCAACAAAAAACGUAUGUUGAUUUCGUAUUCGGCAAAUGAUCCUGCUGCAUCAUCAUUUAUGGAGGAUGAGAAAAAGAAGGGUUUGAGUCCUUUGUCUAAAUACGCUGCCACUUUGCGCCAAAAAGCACAACAAAGAAACGACUCAUUGGUUGAGUCCAGUGUAAUUGUGGGUGAAAAAGCAUCAAUCUUUGGUAAGAAGAGAGCAAACCGUGUUGAUGAUGAUGAUGACGACGAUGACGAAGACGAUGACGAUGAUCUGGAUGCGGAUGUGGAUGUGGGUGUGGAUGGUGCCGCUGUCUUUAGUUCUUCAUGGUUACCGAGUGGGGACCACAAGGCGAAGAAUCUCGAAGAGGACAAAAAGGAAAAGAAGGGAAAGAAACCGAAGGGCGGUAAAAAGGCGGUUGAUGGUGAUGAAGACGUAGUGGAGGAUUUUGUUCUUAGUUCCGAUGAAGAUGAAUCAAUGAGCGAUGAUGAUGAUGAUGUUAAUGCGACGGAGGAUGUUGAAGUGAAACAUGGAACUCCGAAGCAAGGAAAAAAGAAGCAGAAGGCGUUUGAGAAAUCGUCGAAACGGAAAGGAAACUUUCGUGGGAAGAACAAGUCUAAGAAAAGGAAGAAGGCUAACUGACAAGGGGGUAUUGUUUGAUCAUGAAAAAUCGAAUAUUUAUAUUGUUGUGUUUCGUUUUGUAUUGAUUGUUAUGUUUUUCUUUUGGGAUUUGAGAUCCUGCAAAUUUUGACCAACUUUGAAAGCAAUAAUUGUUUAAAGAAAUCAAACUUGUAAAAA
Messenger RNA from Helianthus annuus (common sunflower), 2472 nucleotides. RefSeq names its product nucleolar complex protein 2 homolog. The record is from RefSeq and is a predicted model, not a curated record. The transcript is spliced from 11 exons. Lineage: Eukaryota; Viridiplantae; Streptophyta; Magnoliopsida; Asterales; Asteraceae. Gene Ontology annotation, cellular component: nucleoplasm; Noc1p-Noc2p complex; Noc2p-Noc3p complex. Gene Ontology annotation, biological process: ribosomal large subunit biogenesis. Bases 67 to 2316 code for a protein of 749 amino acids.